AUGGCCAAAUACAGCUUCAAUGAUGACUACUCGGAGGGGGUGCAUCCGAAACUUCUCUCCGCUAUCGUCGCGACGAAUGCCUCACAACAGAUUGCGUAUGGCAAUGACAAUUUCACCUCCGAAGCGUGCAACAGGAUCCGUGCGAAGAUCGGCUGCAAUGCCGACGUAGGCGUGUGGUUUGUGCCAAGUGGCACGUCCGCCAAUGCCAUCUCGAUCGGUUCCUGCCUAAGGCCGCAUGAAUCGGUCAUUGCAGCAAGCUCGGGUCAUAUUGUGGUGAGGGAGACCGGGGCGAUUGAGGCUACCGGACACAAAAUAAUCCAAGUGCCACCGGAGAACGGUAAGCUGACCGUCGCCAGCAUCCAAAGAGCUCUGGAUGAGAACUGGCACUUUCCACACAUGGCACGUCCAAGACUAGUGUAUAUUUCCAAUGCGACUGAGAUCGGCACGGUCUAUAGCAAAAGAGAGCUGAAGGACAUCAAGGCGUUAUGUGUCGAGAGAGACUUACUCUUGUUCUUAGACGGCGCAAGGAUAGGCCAUGCGAUGGCGAGCAGUAAGAAUGACUGUACCUGGCAUGAUAUCUUCGACUUGACUGAUAUGUUCUGGAUCGGCGGGACAAAGAAUGGCAGUCUGCUCGGAGAGGCUAUCGUCAUCAAGGAUCCGAAAAUUGCGGUGGACUUUGGCUUCCACGUCAAGCAACAUGGCUGUCUGUUGGCGAAAAGUUGGGUAAUGGGAGCCCAAUUCGCUGCAUUUUUCGAUCCGGAAAACAAUUUGUUCCUCCAUUUAGCAGCUCACGCGAACGAGAUGGCGGCGAGACUAUCGACUGCUCUUGUAGCGGCAGGCCACGAACUUGUCGCAGAGACGGAGACAAACCAAGUCUUCGCGAUAGUUUCACUGCCGGUGUUGGAACAGUUGCAGCAGCAUUUCAACUUCUAUAUCUGGGAGCGACUGAAGGACGCGAAGCAGGAGAAGGCCGUAAUCAGGUUAGUGACUUCAUGGGCGACUGAUGCAGAUCAGGUUGUAAAAUUUGCUGCGGUCUUAGAACAGUCCAGCAGAGCAUGA
Molecule: messenger RNA, 1059 nt
Organism: Cyphellophora attinorum
Lineage: Eukaryota; Fungi; Ascomycota; Eurotiomycetes; Chaetothyriales; Cyphellophoraceae
Product: Low specificity L-threonine aldolase
Exons: 1
Coding region: 1-1059 (352 amino acids)
Biological process (GO): glycine biosynthetic process; L-threonine catabolic process
Cellular component (GO): cytosol
Molecular function (GO): L-allo-threonine aldolase activity
Source: RefSeq, a predicted model, not a curated record